Messenger RNA from Centruroides sculpturatus (bark scorpion), 2238 nucleotides. Its product is annotated as E3 ubiquitin-protein ligase PDZRN3-like. NCBI's taxonomy places the organism in Eukaryota, Metazoa, Arthropoda, Arachnida, Scorpiones, Buthidae. The record is from RefSeq and is a predicted model, not a curated record. The coding region runs from base 79 to 1509 and encodes 476 amino acids. Gene Ontology annotation, molecular function: protein binding. The transcript has 6 exons.
AACAAACAAGAAAUCUCGAAGCAGAAUCCAGAGAAUCUCGCCAAUCAGGAGCAUCGUUUGAAGAGCGAAACGAAUUUAAUGGCAUCACCAUCACCAGAAUAUUGCGAUACAGCCAGCCAGACAGAAUGGACAGGUGGUUGGGAGCCGUGCUAUCUAACGUGUGACCAAAAAGGAAUGUUGCAAUCGUCCAAUCAGAUGCAGCUAGUCGAUUGUGACGUAGGAGCCGAAGAUGAGGUGGAAGAAAGCUGUGACGUCGAAUAUGAGGAGAUUCUAUUGAAACGUACUUGUUACAACGAACGGUUGGGACUAACUUUAUGUUACAGAAAUCCAGAAGAUGCAGAAACGGAUAUAUUUAUUAGUGAGAUAGAAGAUUCUGGUAUAGCUGGAAAGGAUGGACGCUUGCAAGAAGGUGAUCAAUUAUUACAGAUAAAUGGAAUUGAAGUGUAUAGCAGAGAUCAAGCCAUUAAUCUGUUCUCAGAAAAAAGAACCGAUUUUACUCUUGUGGUGGCAAGGUCUAAUACACAAGCAGAAGAUAUACCUUCAGUUUAUAUCCACGAAGAUGGAAGAGCAAGUCGUGUGGACGAGAGGUUUCGAUACGCGAAUAUUCCAGAAAAUUUUCACAAAUGUGCAAGUACGAGUACAAGCAGCUUGGUAGAUGCACCAUCUACAAACACUCACAACGAUACAGACGCGCUGACCCAAGGAAUAGACACUUUACAGAUUCGUUCGCCCGAUAGCCCAACAUUAUCCGAACGCACUUGUUACGUCACCGGUAGUUCACAAAAGACAUUAACAGAUUUGAAUCACGAGAUAAAUGGAGGCAACAAGCGAUCCACAGAUAAUUUCCGCAUCAGGCAAGUGGAAGAAUGGGUGAUGAACAUACGAGAGGAACGAUUCCGUAAAUCAGACAAAAGGUGUACGGAAUAUACAGUCGACAAAAGCACACAGUUGCCGACAACAGAUUGCAGUAGUCCAUAUCCGUCCACCACAAUGUAUACGAACCCAGCCCAUUUGGAACACACCAUGUGGAUCCAGCAGCAACUCUUGCGCCAAUCGUUGGCCAAGCAGACAUGGAAGACGUGUGUACCCAUGUCAAGCCGAAUGCCAGAUCACGCAACAGCAUCACCCGAGUAUCAAGUAGAAUGGAAGGUAAAGAAACGUUCAGAUGGUAGCAGGUAUAUAACACGCAGGCCCGUUAGAAAUCGCCUGUUGAAGGAAAGGGCAUUGCAGAUUAUGGAAGAAAGAUGCGGCCAGACAACCGACGAUGAUGUUAUGAGCGAACUUAAAACGGGAAAAUACUGGACAAAAGAAGAAAGAAAAAGACAUUUGGAGAAAUCCAGAGAGAGGAAGAAGAGAGCUGUGAUGAUGAGAACUAAAAUGAACAGUGUACGAGAGGAACAGGAAGAACAGGAAGUAUCUCCUCAUAGAAAGAAUAAAAAGUCACCCGUCCAAUAUUUGGUGCCAAGCGGUCGUAAACAAUUUGGUUUGUUGUCGGUAACCACUGUAUAAUUACAGCUCAAAUUAUAUUUUCCAUACAUGCCAAUCGAAGAAAAACAUUAACAUCGAUAUUAAAGACAGCGAAUGUUCAUCCCGUGUAGUCACGUGCCUGCAUCACUCAAAGAUAAAUUAAAUCCUAAAUUUUAUAUUUAAAAAAUAAAUAAAUACAACGAUAAAUAAAUUGGAUGAAAAUAAAUUAAGAAAAUUAUAUUAAAAUAAUGCCCAAAAUUUUCAAUCGAAGUCAUCAAAAUUGUAAACGCGAGAACCGUUGGAUGAUCCACUUUGUAAUUGACAAUGUUGCAGCUUAUGGACUCUUGUGAUAGGCUCAUAACGAUUUCUCUUUUUAAAAUGGUGCAGAUAAUCGUUUAUAACGGAAAUAUUUUCAAAAUUAGCCAAAUAUUUAUAAUGUUUUAAGUGCAAUAAUGCAUAGAAAAGAAUAUCCGAAGAAUUGUUUUUUGUGUACGAGUCGACAAACAGAAUGCAUUUUUUUUCUACUAAAAACCUAAAAUUCCUAGAGAUUAUUGUUCACAAUGGUGAUAGAAUAUUGUAAUAAACCGAAUUUCUUUUUCUGGGUGUUUAUAUUCAUUAAUUCAAAAUUUAUAUAUAUGAAUAUAUAAAUUAUAUAUAUUUAUAUAUAGGAUCUACUAUAUUUGUAUUGGGAAAAGUUGAUAUUUGUGAGAAGAAGAAGGGGAAAAUAUUGUUGUACUUCUCGAUGUAUGUUAUUUGUGUAGUUUUGUUACU